GGCGGGCGACAGUGGCGCUGGGAGCCCGCGGGCAGCGACCGCAGCCGCCGCGCCGGGCCGCCGAGAUUGGGUGCCCGGGAUGAGCUUCACCCGGAAAAAAGGCUUCUACAAGCAGGACGUCAACAAGACCGUGUGGGAGCUGCCCAAGACCUACGUGUGCCUGACGCACGUCGGCAGCGGAGCGUAUGGCGCCGUAUGCUCUGCGAUCGACAAGCGGUCGGGGGAGAAGGUGGCCAUCAAGAAACUGAGCCGGCCCUUCCAGUCUGAGAUCUUCGCCAAGCGGGCCUGUCGGGAGCUAAUGCUGCUGAAACACAUGCAGCAUGAGAACGUCAUUGGGCUCCUGGAUGUCUUUACCCCAGCCUCCUCCCUGCGCAACUUCCAUGACUUCUACCUGGUGAUGCCCUUCAUGCAGACUGAUCUGCAGAAGAUCAUGGGCGUGGAGUUCAGUGAGGAGAAAAUCCAGUACCUGGUGUACCAGAUGCUCAAAGGUCUUAAGUACAUCCACUCAGCUGGCAUCGUGCACAGGGACCUGAAGCCAGGCAACCUGGCAGUGAAUGAGGACUGUGAACUGAAGAUCCUGGAUUUUGGGCUGGCACGGCACGCAGAUGCUGAGAUGACCGGCUACGUGGUGACUCGCUGGUACCGGGCCCCUGAGGUGAUCCUCAGCUGGAUGCACUAUAACCAGACAGUGGAUAUCUGGUCAGUGGGCUGCAUCAUGGCUGAGAUGCUCACCGGGAAGACCCUGUUCAAGGGGAAAGAUUACCUGGACCAACUGAUGCAGAUCCUGAAAGUGACCGGGGUGCCGGGUGCAGAGUUUGUGCAGAAGCUGAACGACAAAGCGGCCAAAUCCUAUAUCCAGUCUCUGCCCCAGACACCCAAGAAAGAUUUCACCCAGCUCUUCCCCCGUGCCAGUCCCCAGGCCACAGACCUGCUGGAGAAGAUGCUGGAACUGGACGUGGACAAACGCCUGACCGCCUCGCAGGCCCUCGCCCACCCCUUCUUCGAGCCCUUCCGGGAUCCUGAGGAGGAGACGGAGGCUCAGCAGCCCUUCGAUGACUCCUUAGAGCAUGAGAAACUCACCGUGGACGAAUGGAAGCAGCAUAUCUACAAGGAGAUCGUGAACUUCAGCCCCAUCUCCCGGAAGGACUCCCGCCGCCGAAGUGGCAUGAAGCUCCAGUGACAUGCCAGCCCGACCCCCAGCUGAGCCCAGGGACUGCCACCUGGCACCGCCGGCCAGGCACUGUCCAGGACCAUGUUAAUAUGUCGCAGC
Messenger RNA from Castor canadensis (American beaver), 1270 nucleotides. It is a transcript of the gene Mapk13, whose product is annotated as mitogen-activated protein kinase 13. Gene Ontology annotation, molecular function: ATP binding; MAP kinase activity. NCBI's taxonomy places the organism in Eukaryota, Metazoa, Chordata, Mammalia, Rodentia, Castoridae. The record is from RefSeq and is a predicted model, not a curated record. Gene Ontology annotation, biological process: MAPK cascade; protein phosphorylation.